Spinacia oleracea (spinach) is the source of this 1484-nucleotide messenger RNA. RefSeq lists its product as uncharacterized. The transcript has 2 exons. The coding region runs from base 370 to 1170 and encodes 266 amino acids. The record is from RefSeq and is a predicted model, not a curated record. Lineage: Eukaryota; Viridiplantae; Streptophyta; Magnoliopsida; Caryophyllales; Amaranthaceae. Gene Ontology annotation, molecular function: nucleic acid binding; RNA-DNA hybrid ribonuclease activity.
UAGGAAACAAAAAGAAACACUCAAUCAUACUCCUUAUUACCACAAAUUUGAUACGGGUGUCCACCACCACAAAUACAAUUAACAUGAUAACAUAAUCAACUUUUAUUUAUUUAUAGGACAAUUCCUUUCUCACACGAGAUUACAUUAUAUUUAAGACAAACAAUUUAUGGUAAAAUCUUAACAACCCCGGUAUUCCAAAUUAUUUUAUUUUUUAGCUAGCUAACACAAACACAUACACACACACACAAAAAAACACCUCAAAGAAUUUUGCCCUAAACCAUUUCUCCAAUCGUAACAUCUCUGGCCUCGUUGUUCCAGGAUAAGUUUCCAAACAACAGGUCUGAUAAGGUCAUACCAAAGAAGCAUUGGAUGCCACCCAUAGAAGGGUACAUGAAGCUUAACAUAGAUGGUGCGUGGAAGUCAGGGAAUAUUGCUGGAGGGGGAGGUGUCUUUCGAAGACACACUGGUUCCUGGUUUGUGGGAUUCUCCACAAAAUUUAAGGUUCAUUCUCCUCUAGCUUCUGAGCUUUAUGCAUUGAGAGAGGGCCUGAAGAUAGCAAAAAACUUCAUGAUUGACAAAUUGGAAAUAGAGACUGAUGCUCUAAAUCUGAAGUUGUUGCUGGAUAAGGUGAAGGAUCAUCCUCAUCAUGAGUUGGGCCCUGUUCUUAGGGAGGUUUCUCAGUUAUUAGGGGAGGGAUGGAUUAUCACUUUCUCUCAUAUCCCCAAAACUUACAACAGAGUUGCUCAUGCCUUAGCAGCGCAUUCUUUGAUUAUGAUGGUGCAACAUAAGCUUCAUUAUAUAAUUCCUUCCUGUGCCAAAGAUGAAUAUGAAGGGGAUUUUGAGAAAGCAAAUCCAGUCUAUGUAGAAGAGAUGAGAAGAAACGCUCGUGAGCAGGUUCGAUCUAUUUGUAAUGCAAAAAAGAAGAACACGGAGAUUAUAAACACGAUUGGUGAAGGUUCUCCAGCUUCUCAUAUUGUUUUUGGCUCCAUUGUUUCGACCAUUAAGAAGGCGUUGCAAAGUUCAAAUACUGCUCAGCAAGGAGUUGAGGUGGAUAAAGGAAAAGGCAAGGAGUUUGUUCCAUUCGUUGUUGGUGGUUCAACAACAACAAAUAACAUACAAGUUGUUGAAAUUGAAGAUGAUGAGGAAAAUGGAAGCGUUACCAACAACUAAUUUGGAUGACUUCAUUUUGGGGAGACGCAUGCGUCCACAAGUUUAUGCUUUGGCGUUCUUUUGUAUAUAUUAGUAUGUUAUGUGUCUUUUGCUUUCCUUUCGGCAAGGUUGGAUUUCACAAGUUAUAGUUUCCUCCGGUAUUUUGGGUUGGUUUACUUUGCGUUAUCCUACGCUUUUUAGAAGUGUUAGGAAUAUUUUGGAUAUUGGUGCUCCAACUUUGUUUUCUCUCUUUGAGAAUUUUGAUCUGGGGAUUUUAGCCCUUCCUAAUUAAUAUAUAUCGUCGGAUUUGCGUAAAAAAAACAAAUAUAGUGGAA